UAUGUAUAUAUUGUAUAUCAAGUAGUUGUAGCCCGGUUGCAAGUACCAACUAUUCUACAUCGUUAAUUAUUAUUGAUGAAUAAUAAAUAACAAUUAUUAAUUAAUAUUUAAAUAUACAUUUUAAUGAUUGGUCGUCGUCCGUCUUAACUCUUAAGUUUUCACAUACUGCGUUCAGACCAUGGCCGGAAUUUGAACUUUUACGUUUCGUGUUAAUCAUAGUAAAUCAUUUUCAGCCCAGAGAAGACGUCACGUGCGCCAAGACCGGUCUCUCCAGCCUCACUCGACGCUCGACAUGCACAAUCCUCUACUGAUCAAAUAUUGAAACGUGAAAGAAACUAAUAAAAUGGACUUUUUAAACAAUCUUGAAGGAAUAAUAACUAAGAAUGGAGACAUGGUAACAUUUAUAGCUGAAGAUUUGGAAAGCAAACUUAAACAGACUAGCCCAACAAUGCCCAAUAGACCUUUAGGAAGGUUUGUUUUAGAUGCCAAUUUACUAAACGACCUAGAGUUUGAAGCUAGAAAUAUUGCUACAUCUGUAGACACAUUAUCCGAAUCUCUUUCAGAAGUUCUUCAUAGCAUGUCUGCAUUAACUGUUGACUGUUUGGAAAUAUACAGAGAUGUGGUUUGUAAAACAUGCGAUUCAAUUGAUGCCAAUAUUAAAUCUAUGUACCAAUUAAUGGCUAAAUGCGAAGAAAUCUCAAGAGAAAUGGAACCUAUUUAUAAAUUGGCUCAACAAGUUAAAGAUAUAAAACAUGUUUUAGAUUUAUUUGAGAAUGCAGUAAAUUGA
Melanaphis sacchari is the source of this 787-nucleotide messenger RNA. It is a transcript of the gene BORCS6, whose product is annotated as BLOC-1-related complex subunit 6. Gene Ontology annotation, biological process: lysosome localization. Gene Ontology annotation, cellular component: BORC complex. Lineage: Eukaryota; Metazoa; Arthropoda; Insecta; Hemiptera; Aphididae. The record is from RefSeq and is a predicted model, not a curated record. The coding region runs from base 344 to 787 and encodes 147 amino acids. The transcript is spliced from 2 exons.